This is a messenger RNA of Closterium sp. Naga37s-1, 1254 nucleotides long. The record is from the annotation of a GenBank genome assembly. Lineage: Eukaryota; Viridiplantae; Streptophyta; Zygnematophyceae; Desmidiales; Closteriaceae.
AUGCCCUCCGCACUUGCCGCUCCGAUCCAUGCAUCCGCAGAUGGACUUCAGGUAACCGUCCGAUCAUCGUGGCGCGUGGCGUACGGCGAUUGGUCGUCCGUGACCCACGUAUCAGAAACACAGUGUGAGGAAUUAAAAAACGCGGAACCAGGCGACCGGGAGCUGAAUGGAGAGGAAGGCGGAGAGGGCGGCGGAGUGGAAGGCGGAGAGGGCGCCGGAGAGGGAGGCGGAGGAGACGGCGGAAUCUGCGGAACGGUGGAGUUGGAGCGAGAGGAAGGAUCGUCUGGUUGCGUCUUGACACUUCGCCCUCCCUCCCGUUCCCCCUGUCUCCCCCGCAUCCCCCCUCCCCCCAUCAUCUUACACCUUCCGCCAGUGCUCUUCCCCGCCCGCGCUGUCCGCCUGCACUCCCUCCACCUCGUCACCUCGGCGCGCUUUGCUGAGCUGUACGCAGCUCAUGCCACGUGGCAGGGCGGCACGGGGCAGGGGGAGGGCGCACCGGGGGGGGAAGAUCUGGGGGAGUAUGUGUGCACUGUCAGGGGGGAACCCGCGGGGGCUAUGGGAGGGGGAGCGGGAGGAGGAGGGGGAGGGGAAAUGGGGACGGCUGCGGCUGCAGCUGCUGGUGCUGCUGCUGCUGCAGAAGAAGAGACAACAACAGCAGUAGUUGCUGCGCCAAACCUCCUGCCGGGCCUGUCUCCGAACCUGUUGUCAAUGCUGCCUCAAGAGGUGCUGGCUAAGCUGCCUCCGAACCUGCCUGCUGCUUUAGCGGGUGGCAUGGGUGGCAGUGUUGGUGGUAACAUGGGUGGUAACCUGAAUGGUAACAUCGCUGGAAUGAUGAGUGGAAACAUGAGUGGCAUUAUGGGUGGUAACAUGGGUGGUAACAUGGGUGGUAACAUGGGUGGUAACAUGGGUGGUAACAUGGGUGGUAACAUGGGUGGUAACAUGGGUGGUAACAUGGGUGGUAACAUGGGUGGUAACAUGGGUGGUAACAUGGGUGGUAACCCGAGUGGUAACCCGGGUGGUAACAUGUCAUCAUCAAUGCUCCCUCUCCUCCUCGCUUCCCUUGCAGCUCCCUCUAAAACCCUCCGCCCUCCUCCCUCCUCUGCUCCCUCCCUUCCCUCCUUUCCUCCCAACACACUCCCCUCACACACCCCUCACACUCCCCUCACUCCUCUUGGAGCGAUUGGAGAGGGUGUGUGCCAGGCUGGAGGCGCAGGUGACAGGUGGCAUGUCGCGAUUGGCCACACGGCUGGAUAA